AUGACACCCUUCGGGGUGGCGGUCUGUUUGGGGGUGGUGAACCUGCUCGUUGUCUGCGGCAACGUGUUUGUUUUGUACAUUCUGAUCAGUCAGAAGUCCCUUCACACCUCCACCAACUUCAUCGUGUUAUCACUCACAGUCUCCGACUUUGCCCUCGGGGUAAUUGUCCUGCCUUUCAGCAUUUUCCAGGUACGUUUUCAGAUAAUCUUUCAAGUCAUCCCAACUCUAAACUUUUUUGUUUUUGUUCGCUCAAUUGCGUAGGAAUGUAUAGUGCGGGGACUUGCAUUGCUUGUACACUAAAAACAUCAACAUGUACAUGUCUAGUCUCCAAUUACAGUAGUUGGCGUCUAAAAUGUUUUCUUCGCAUAAUAAAUUAAUCUCCGUUAUAGGAAUACUCGGAUUCCUGGAUGUUCGGCGCCGUCUGGUGCAAGACCUGGCUAGCGUUGGAUGUGUUGUUCAGCACGGCCAGCAUCUACAAUCUUCUGGCCAUCAGUUUCGACCGAUAUAUGGCUGUCAGACAGCCUAUCAAAUAUAGAUUUAUCUCGUCGAAUCGGAUGACCAAGAUCACAAUUGCUGUUGUCUGGCUGAUCUCAGCGGCCUUGGCCUUUCCCCCUUUGGUCUACGAUCAUUUCGGCCAGAUCGAUCCUUCGAUUCAUGGGAAUUGGUCCGGGAUUAACACUAAAGUGGUGCCGGGCCAAGGAGAAUGUACUCCCAUGACCUCCAACAACUUGUACAUCCUCUUCUCGGCCUUUGUUUCUUUCGUUUUGCCGAUGUUCUUAAUGAUUGGCCUGAAUCUCUCCAUCUUCCAUACAGUUAAUGACUCUACCAAAUUGACCAAGAUCAAGUCAAAUGGUACUCCUGCUCCAUCUUCCGGGAAUUACUGUAACGAUGACAACAAUUCGUGGAUGAGAGUUCAUCGCGGAGGUGCCAAGAGCAGUGUUUGUAGUCGUGUAAGUAAUCUUUUUUCUACAUCUCUUUUUUUGCGCUAAACGGAGGGUUUAAAACCGUAGCGAAUGACGGGAAAUAAUUGAACUCGCUUCACACAUGACAGUAAUUUACUGUCAUGUAAAUUUUCUCUGAAUAUAUCAUUCUUUAAGGUAGUAAUAAUUGCUGUUUGAAGAAUGACUUUUUGAUAUUUCAGGCGUUGACUGAAGUGGUCUCUGUAACCCCGGGUCAGCGGUCAGUCUCGAUGAGCGUGGGCUCUGUGAAGAAGGUGUCCGUGAUGCAUCAGAAUCAGUCCGUUACUCGCCCAAGACCCUCCGGCCCUCCAACCAGGAAGACGACGUUUGACUUCGGAUUCAGUCUGGACAGAGAUACCAUGUCUCUGGCCUCCACUGACACUGGCGCUCUUCUUGUCGGAGAUAACAUGGACCCUAAGGCCACAUGGAUUCAGAAGAUGAAGAAAACCAAUCUGAUGGAUCGGAAACAAGCCAUCGUCGAGGCGGAUCGAGUGUCUUACUAUUCUAUGGAGAGUCAGCCAGCUUGUCAUUCUACUCCCGCAACGCUCUACCCAUGUCAAUCUGUUAUUCAGAAGUCCGUGGAUAAUGUGUGGUAUCCAGCUGUGAUCACAUCCCUGAUUGCCGGCAAGAAACCCUCCAAGAAGCAGAGUGAACGUCUUCUUUUGUAUCCCAUGCUCCAACUGAACAGAAUCUCUUUAAGGACCGAGUUGAGAGUUGCCAGAACUAUUGGAGUGGUGGUUGGCUGUUUCACCGUCUGCUGGCUUCCGUUUACAAUUAUCUACAUCUUGCAGGUAAGGGUUUAGUAUUCGACCUCAAUAUCCGCAUGACCGGCCAUAUUAUCCUUUAGAUUAGCGACCUUUCUCUUUACUUAAGCUCCCUCUUUGUUAUACUAAGAGUAGAAUCGUAGAUAAAAAGUGGUUAACACGAGGUCUUUCCUUUCUUAUUUCGAUGGAAUUGAUUGACGUAGUUGCCGGCGUUUGUUGUAAUCCAUUUUAGCCCGAAAUUGGGAUAAUCUGAUAUUGUUGUUUGCAGGCCUUCGAAACAUGUCCGGUCGGGAUUUGUGUGCCCCCAUGGAUGUUUACCUUGGCCUUCUGGCUGGGCUACGCCAACUCCGCGUUGAACCCUUUGUUAUACGCUGCCUUCAGUCGCGACUUCCGGUCAGCCUUCAAGAAAGUCUUAACCGACAGAAACAGCAGCUUCAGAAGUUACUGA
Messenger RNA from Bursaphelenchus xylophilus (pine wood nematode), 2171 nucleotides. Lineage: Eukaryota; Metazoa; Nematoda; Chromadorea; Rhabditida; Aphelenchoididae. The record is from the annotation of a GenBank genome assembly.